AUGAAUUAAUAAUUAAAAAAAUUAGCAGUCCUAUUAGUGAGUAAAAAGAAGGAUCAAACCUGUAUUCCAUUUAUGCAACAAAUACGAAAUAAAUUCCCUUAGCAUAAAUAUAUAAUAGAUGAAGAAUAUAAAAAUGAACCUGUAGAUUUAGUCAUAACCAUCGGUGGUGAUGGAACAAUUUUGUAGAGCUCCAAAACUAGUGUAGGCAUGCAUCUAGAAUGUUUCAAUAAACAUUGAC
Molecule: messenger RNA, 238 nt
Organism: Paramecium sonneborni
Lineage: Eukaryota; Ciliophora; Oligohymenophorea; Peniculida; Parameciidae
Source: the annotation of a GenBank genome assembly